This is a messenger RNA of Paramuricea clavata, 7302 nucleotides long. Lineage: Eukaryota; Metazoa; Cnidaria; Anthozoa; Malacalcyonacea; Plexauridae. The record is from the annotation of a GenBank genome assembly.
AUGUCGACUGGAAUCAUGACUAGGUCUGCCAGCCAGGCCGAAGGCUCCUUUGCCGAAUUCGCUAAGAUGAUGGACGAAUAUUUAAAAAAUUCCAGCAUUUUCAAGGAUGUCAUUGUUAGUGCUGUUAACACCGCAAUUGAUGUCAAAAUCCAACCGCUACAAGAAGAGAUUGCCUCACUCAAGGAUGAAGUAGCUUCGCUCAAGUCAAAAUUCGUCAUUGUAGAAGCAAAAGCGAAUGAAAACGAGCAAUACUCUCGGCGAAAUAAUAUCAGAAUCUUCGGUCUACCCGAAGCAAAGGAUGAAAAUUGUUAUAAAAUAGUUAUUGAUUUGUGUAAAGACGAACUCAAAAUUGAUGUUACUAGUGACGACAUCGACCGAGCACAUUGUGUCAGAAAAUUAAAACAAGCUAACGCCCUAAAUGUAGGCGAAGGUCAAGCAUCUUCACAGCCUCGAGCUAUACUUGUGAAGUUAAACGGCUAUUUUACCAAGCUAAAGUUCAUGAGAGGAAAAAGAAAUCUUAGCUGCAAACGGAUCUACAUUAACGAAGAUUUGACGAAAAUCAAUCAUCGUUUAUUAUUGAAUGUAAAAGAGUUAUGUUCGCCAGGCGUGAAAGUUUAUUCAGUCGAUGGAACUGUCGUAGCUAGAAAGCACGAUCGUGUGUACCGUAUCAAAGAGAAACAUAUUCAUAGAAAAGUGGUGGUUAUCCGCCCACACGAUAAACCCUGGAUGAACAGUAAGGUCAGAAAGGCUAUUAGGAAGCGAAACAGACUGUUAAAAAAUUAUUCUAGAUCAAAAACAUCAGUAACUUGGGAAAAAUAUAGAGCACAAAGAAAUUAUACCACAACAUUAAUAAGAUCAAAUAAAGCGCUUUACUAUGCAAAUUUAAAUAAUAAGCUUCAGGAACCCGAGGUAAGCUCAAAAAAAUGGUGGGGGAUUGUUAAAUCUUGGGCAAAAUAUGGGCAAAAUAUGGGCAAAAAAUGCGCGAAACGGUCCCAACACUCAUGGAAGGUCCAAACAUAAUUAGCGAAGCUAAAGAGAAAGCUGAAGUAUUGAAUGAUUAUUUUUGCAAUCAGAGUACCAUUGACGAUGGUGCUGCGACUAUUCCUAAUGAUAUUAUAUCUUUCCAGUCUUCUGUCAUUUUGUCAAACGUGAUUGCUACCGAAUAUGAAAUAAAUUGCCUCUUACGUGGAGUAAAUAUUAGUAAAGCAUGUGGUCCAGACGGUAUAAGCAAUAGAAUUAUCAAGAUUUGUGCAGACGGUAUAACCAGCGCCUUUACGUAUAUAGUUAACCUUUCACUGUCGUCAGGUGUUUUUCCUGAGCAAUGGAAAGCAGCAAAUGUUAUUCCAUUAUUUAAAACCAAAGUAGAUCGUGAGUCAAAGUUGAAUUAUAGGCCGAUUUCAUUGUUAGAUUCAUUAUCUAAAAUAAUUGAAAGAGUCGUUUUUACAAGACUUUACAAUUUUUUGUUGGAUAUAAAAUUCUUAAACCCAUUGCAAUCAGGCUAUCGGCCAGGUGAUUCGACAGUAAAUCAACUAGUAUAUUUAGUACAUAAGAUCCACGAGACAUUUGAGCAAGGCAAAGAAGUAAGAAUGGUUUUCAUUGACAUCAGUAAAGCGUUGACAGAGUUUGGCACAAGGGUCUUUUACACAAGCUUCAAUUAAUUGGUGUUGAGGACCCUUUAUUAAGUUGGUUUGAAAGUUAUUUAUCUAAUCGGAAACAACGAGUGGUCAUAGAUGGUCAGUAUUCACAGUGGAAAAAUAUAAACGCAGGUGUGCCUCAGGGGUCCGUACUUGGUCCGUUGCUUUUUUUGAUUUAUAUAAACGAUAUCACUGAAAACCUUGAAUCCCAUUCUUUAUUACAUGCUGACGACACUUCCUUGUAUGAUGUUGUUGACAAUCCAGAUACGUCUUCAACAAAAUUAAAUAAUGAUCUUAUAGAAAUAGAAAAAUGGGCAAAACGAUGGCUUGCUACUAUAAAUAUAAAGAAGACAAAAUGCAUGACUUUUUCAGUUAAAAGACUCAAACCACCCCAUCCCGAUCUUUAUUUUGCAAACGAGAAAAUUUGUGAAGUUCUGCAACAUACUCAUCUUGGCGUCAAACUUACAGCAAACCUCUCUUGGAAAGCCCAUAUUGUAAAUAUUUUUGAAAAUGCUAAUAAAAAGUUAAAUAUGUUAAAAGGCCUAAAAUUUAAAGUGAGUAGAGACACUCUAGGCAAGUUAUAUAAAUCACUUAUUCGUCCUGUUAUGGAGUAUGCGGACGUAUUGUGGGACAACGGUAUAGCCAGUGAUUGUGAUCUACUUGAGCAUGUACAAUAUGAGGCAGCUAAGAUUGUAACCGGGGCAAUAAAAGGAACUAGUAAGCAUCGUCUCAUGCAAGAAGUGGGAUGGGAAAGUAUGUCUACUAGAAGAAAAAUCCAUAAGCUUAUAUUAUAAGAUUGUAAAUAACCUGAGUCCAUCUUAUCUCAAAGAAUUACUUCCUUUACAAGUCUCCGAAAGAACAAACUAUUCUCUAAGAACGGUUUCAGAUUUUUCUCUUUUUAAUAGUCACACUGAACGUUACAAGACUGUGGAAUAGUAUAAAUAUCGAGAUGCGUUCGCUAGUUUCACUCGAUUUCUUUAAAAAUGCUUUAGUUAGCAUUUUUGACUUACCUGUUCCAAAUGGCAUUUAUAAUUUAUCAAAUGAUAGAUUUUCCUCUGUUUAUCACACUCGCCUGCGCUUAGGUGCUUGUGCACUAAAUUUCUACCUCUUUAAAAUAAGAUGUAAAGUAUCCCCAGUUUGUAUGUGUGGUUUUAACACUGAAACUAUAAAAUAUUAUUUUCUUUAUUGUCCAAUUUUUGCUGCCCAAAGACAGAAACUGCUCUCCUCUGCUGCUCAGUUGUUUGCUGACGAUUGGUCAAGAAUAAACGACGCACAAAUUGUUGAAAUGUUUUUGCAUGGAUCAUCUUUAUUAUCAUUAGAAUUAAACAGAGAGUUAUUUUCUCUUGUGCAGUCAUACAUAAAUGAAACAAAACGUUUUCAUCCGCACGAUUCUUGACUUCUGUCAGUUCUUUUUUCCCUCUCUUUUAUUAUAUACUUGGCAUGUUAUGAAAUACUGUGUGCAAUUGUAAGGAGUGAGCCCCCUAGAUGAGCGCAUGCGCUCUUGGGGCAAACUUCGUUUGUUUGAACAAUUAAAAUAUGUUUAAAUCAUUACCCAGUGUAUGGCUUGUGCUUGCUAUGGUAGCCCUCCUAUCAGCUAUCAGUCAGCCUAAAACAUGUGUAAGGGGCUGCUUAUAUAGAGGCGAGCCGCCCAGCUAACCUGGCUAUAGCUCGCUUUCCCUGGAUGAAUGUCUGGUUACAUGAGCCUCUUUAGAUGGGCAGGCUUGCCAAAACAAAUCACCCAGACUGAGUUAUAUAGUACAAGCACAUUUCCCAAUAAAGUGAACCAACAAGUGAUCAAUCACUCAUACUUUUGCAGACAGUCUCGAAAUGUAUAAAUUGACAAAAACAGUCACAGAGAUCUUUUUACCCAGCUGGGCCCAGGGGUAAUACCGUGCCAAAUCGUGGGUGAUUGUAUAUAAUUUAUAUGGAAAAUCCUAGCUUAGCAUUAGCAAGAUUUUGGGACAAUGAAUUUUGGGUCAAUUAUGCACAGUUUCUAUUUUAAACACCCUUUUCCAGAAAAGUUGUAUUCAUUUGGAUGAUGUUAGUUCAAUUGUAUGCUUACAUUAAAUGAGUAAAAGCAUUUGAAUUUUGUAUUUCUUGCUUUGUAUGUAUGCAAACAACCAAAAAUAGCAAAUUCAUUGUCAAUCAAUCAAUAAUUUUUAUUUUGUGUGUGUUGGUGUUAUGUACUCAGGUGAAUAUAUGGUGUUUGUGAUGUUACUGUGAGUGUGCAUCCACACCGGGCAAGUUAGCUUGGCCACAGUGGGAAUCGAACCUGUGACUGUGGCCGAGCUAACUUUUCAGCUUGCCCAGUGUGGAUGCACACUCAGUGAGAGUCAGUGGCGUAGCCAGCCCGACAAUUUAGUCCCGCUAUGCAAAUUCAAAAUUAUCAUCAUUAUUCAUUUCUCUAGAAAUUUAUUGUUUUCACAGUCGAUGAACAUGAAAAUAUUUGCAUAGCGGGACCAAAUAGUCGGGCUGGCUACGCUACUGGUGAGAGUAACAUCACAAACAUAAUAUAUUCACCUGAGUACAUGACACCAACACACACAAAAUAAUCGUAUCAUUGAAUACCCCUGUACACUGAUAUCGAAGGGACUAGACUCAGUUCCAAAAUAUCAUCAACUCGAACAGACUUGACCAUGUAGCUCAGUUGGCAGAGCAUUGGACUAGUAUCCCAAAGGCCGCAGGUUCGAUUCCCACCGUGCCCAAACUAACUUUUCAGCUUGCCCGGUGUGGAUGCACACUCAGAGUAACAUCACAAACAUCAAUCAAUAAUUUGCUGCUGUUAUAUAUCAACCUUAUAUAUAUUUUUCUUACUAGGGAUUCUCAUUAAUAUAUGGAUUUAACAAAUUAGCUUCCCAGGAGAAGGCAAGUUGUCAAAACAAGUGGUAUUAUAUGUAAUCAUUAAUGGCAUUCUAAGAACUUCAUGGUCUAUUUGGAAAAUGUUAUUCUUUUGCUGGAGAGCAUUUUUGUGAAUUACAAAACCAUGCAAGGGAUGGAGUUGCCGACUUGUGGUAUACAGCUUGUUUUGUACUAAAUUUUUACUAAUGGACUUGCUUGACAUGUUUGAUUGAGAAGUGACACUACAUACAUUUAAUACAUGCAGUAUAUUUUACUUGUAAAGUUUCUACAUUGAACAGAAUAUUAACCCUUUACUGUAAGUGGCAAUUUGCUUUACUUUUUUAUUUUUUCUGUCAAAUGUGGUCAGACAAUUUUUGCUCAUUAAGGAGAGAGUGCUGCCACUUAAUGGGUUAAAGCUUUUCUGUAAAUGUAAAUUUUUUUAACAAUAACUAUGUAAUAGCCGGUACUGUGCUGAGAAUGGAACCUGCUGCCCUACAGGUGAUACUGAUCAGCUUUUUAACCGUCAAAGGUCCUGAAGCCCUAAGAGUCCAUCACCCUGACAGUCGAUCAAGCUCUACUGUAACCAAAGUGUCAUCCUGGGCAGUUUAUUUAAUACACUACCAAUGACACCACCAUGGUAUACAUACAACAACUUGUGGUUACCUCUUGGCAAAAGGGCUCUUUAGGUCAGAGGGCUGCGGUAGAAUUGCAGUGCUGCAGGUUCAAUUCAUGCUGACAGGCUUGUAAUUUGUAUGUUUGUGAUGUUACUCUGAGUGCAUAUCCACACCGGGCGAGCUUGAAAAAUAUGUCCGGCCACGGUGGGAUUCGAACCUACGACCUUUGGAAUACUAGCCCAAUGCUCUUCCAACUGAGCUAUGCGGUCAGGACGGUUCGAGUAAGUGAUAUUUCGGAACAGUAUCUAGUUCCUUCAAUACCAAUGUGUUCUUGUAAUAUGAAAUAGGCUUGUAAUUGUAUUGCACAUGUAUUCAUGAUAUCAUUCUAAUCAUGUAUUCAUGAUAUCAUUCUAGUCAAUUUAGAACUUCAUUACAAUAUUAUAGGGUGUAAGAGUAUUUCAUUAUAUUAUGCUACAGCAAAUUGUAUUUCCUGCUAUAAUAUACCUUACUUGUAGGGAUAAUAAAUUAUUUUGACUUGAAAAAUGUCUUUAUUGAUUUCUAAAGUUAGUUAAAGACUUUUCUUUACUCCGAUAUAUAGAAGUCAUUUUGUCUCCAAAGGAGUCGACUUGACUCCAAAAGUGGAGUAAAUAAAAAAGGUACAGAACGACUCCUUUUUUGGAGUAAAUUUUACUCCUUUAUUUACUCCAUUUUUGGUGUAAAUUUUACUCCUUAAGUAGAGUUGUUUUUACUCUUUGAGGAGUUUUUCUAUUUUUAAUGUUUUGUUGUUUUACACAUUUAUUUAUUCCAUAUUAAAGGUAUACAAGUAGUACGUGGUAGAGGUAAUGCGAGAGUAUAUCCAUUUGACGAGGAUCAAAAAGAACGUAUGCAUCAUGAAAUGGAGUUAUUGGCGUUAGAAGCACUUGAGAAGAAAACUCCUCAGUUUGGCGUGAAAGGGCCGAGUAUGCUGAGUAAACUUGGACAUUUUGAUCUCGUUCAUGGUUUCGUUCCUGAUUUCCUUCAUUGUUCUCUACUUGGAGUGACACGACAACUCGUGUCUCUUUGGUUUGACAGCAACAACCAUGAAAGCCCAUGGUACAUUGGACAGCCAUUGAAACAAAAAAUGUAUGACAAUCAUUUAAAAGAUAUCGUUGUUCCGAAAGAAGUAUGACGCCUGCCAAGAUCCAUAGCAACACGAGAGCAUUGGGAAGCUAAUGAAUAUAAAACAUUUCUUUUGUAUUACUCGCUUAUCAUCUUGCAAGGUGUUCUUCCACUUCGUUUCCUCAACCACUACUUCCUUUUUGUAUGGAGUCUUCAUCAGCUGCUUGGCACUUGUAUUUUAAAAGAUGGCUUAGCGAAAGUUAAGGCUGCACUUGAUCUUUUCAUUGUGAAGAUGGAAGAGUUGUAUGGCGUUUCUCAUUGCUCCUUUAAUGUUCAUCAGCUGUCUCACUUGGCUAAGAGUACCCAGAUGUGUGGACUAUUGUGGGCUGUAUCUACUUUCGUGUUCGAGAGUAACAACGCGACUCUCAAGAACAUGAUCCAAGGAACACAAUAUGUUUCUGACCAGGUGUGCCAAACCUAUGCUAUCAUGAAGACAUUGCCUCUCUUUAUGAAACAAAGUGUGCAAGGUAACGAUAUCGUUUCUGAAGUCUUGGACAACUUGGUGCACGGGAAAUCCUUAAUGAAAAAGGCUGUCAAAUUGUCCCAGAAUGUAACAGCAUUUAGUAAAAGCUAAAGUUCGCAAUGUUUCCGUCGACGAAAGUCUACCCUUAACUGAAGCUGUUGGAGGAGUGGUGAACCGCGUUGUCUACGAAUACAACAGAUUUGCAUUAAAUGGGAAGCUGUACGAAAGUGAUAAGUAUCAGAGGUCGACGAAGCGUAAAAAUUGUUACGUCAACGCGAAACGUCAGGGCAGAACAUUAUAUUGUAAAAUAAAUGGAUUGGUUACCGUAAAGAAGUGCAAUUGUGACAUCCAGCAUCACGAGCAAUGUGGUUGCUCUAAAGCCAAUGUUCUUGCAUGCACUCUUCUUAAUGUAUUGAGAGACCGCCUUUAUAAAUGUACUCUCUUGAACAUAACAUCUGAUUUUAUAUCACAAGUUACCGAAUCACCAGAAGUAGUUACACUGGACAUGAGUGAAAUAAUCUCCAAGUGCAUCAAAGUUUGUCACAACAAAAAGACCUAUCUGAUUGACAUGCCAAAUAUGGUUGAAAUGGAGUAG